CCUCAGACGGCUGUCAGGCGCUUCGCCACGCCACUCAGCGCUCGCCAACCGCUCUCGCGAGUCGCACUAUCGCUGGGUUCAACGGAUGCGAGUGUCGCAGCGGAAAUGGAGCCGGGAACGCUGGCGAGGGUGCUGCACGACUUCCUCACCACCGUCGACGGAGAACUGAGUCUUCCCAAGGGACAUUAUUUCCUGAUACACGAGAUCGUGGACAAGCACUGGUGCCAUGGCCAGUCUCAAGAUAGAGUCGGCAAGUUUCCCUUAAGUCACCUGCACAAGGUGGAAGUCCCUCAGGUUGGCGAAACGGAAAGAUUGUUCGUUUCCAUAGCCAACUUUCCCGGACAAGAAACUGGAGAUUUGUCUUUCGCGGAAGGGGAACUCAUAAUUGGAAUGAGAGACAUAGGUUCGGGAUGGUGCAUGGGCAGGACGAGCUUCAAAAAUGGAAUUUUUCCACUGACGCAUGCAUGGGAAUUGGACACAACGUUGAUGAGGAGAACAAUAAAGAAUAAAUCAAUAAGAAAAAGAGCUAAGGUAAAAACGACGCUGAAGGCGCAACUCAACGAGGAAUUAGAUCUAAUUGCAGGAGAGACGGUCAUUGUUACAGAAAUUUUAGACGAUGGCUGGUGUCGUGGAGUCGCGGAAGACGGCAGGGAAGGCAUAUUCCCUGAGGGAUUUAUAUCCUACGUGGAAGCAGAUCAGGAUACAGUCGAUCAAGGAGAAGUGUCGUAUAUAACUGGGAACAAUGUUGCAUCCGUCUCGGCAGUUCAUAAUGGCACAAUUUACAAAGAUUUUGGUGAAACUUCUUUACAUUCUUAUGCAAACUUGUCCGAUGAACCUGCUCCAAGUUACUUUGACUUGUUCCCGGAGGUAUUGUCAACGACCAAUAAUACAGACAACACGCAGUACAACAGUCACGCGAAUUCCGUCGAUAUUAAGCCGUACGCUAUAACAUUAUAUCCAUUUAAUGCGCAAUUUCCGAACGAGCUGAGCUUCGGAGCGGGCGAGGUAGUGCAUCUCACCAGACACAUUGAUUCCGAAUGGAUAGAGGGUAUGAUCGACACCAGUAAAGGCAUCUUUCCGUCGUCUUACGUCAAUAUUAUAGUCGAUUGUGCAGAAGUGAGGCAACAUCAAGUUCAGUCUGAAGUAAUUCCCGCGAAGAAAGACGCCUUGGAUCCGGGUGCUACUGUAAAAGUGCUGUACACCUUUGACGCGCAGAUGGACGGCGAUUUGAACGUGCACGAGGGCGAGAGCGUCACCGUGCUGGAAAUGGCCAAUGAGGAUUGGGUGAAGGUGAAAAAUAAGAGUGGCCUAGUCGGCUUGUGCCCGCGGGAAUAUUUGAGCUCGGUGUCCGAAUAUUCGCUGGACAGUCUGCCGGAGUCAAAUUUCGAAGACUUUGAAGAUUUUGUGAUGAUCAGGCAUAAGGAAGCGAACGAGGUUGUCGCAAACGAGGAACAAACCCCGAAGAGACUUUCGCAGCCGCACAGGCCAGCACCGCCAGCUCCGGCUCCAGGCAGAGUGCCAUUACAGAAGGAGAAUAUUGCAAAUGGUGAAGCCGCCCAGAAGAAAGGAACGUGGGAAAACGAAUCUGCGAGCAGUAAUACUGGAGAUAUGAAGCAAAAGCAUGCAGAUCAGCGUCAGAAUGUAAUAUCGGAAUUAGUUCUAACGGAAAAAGAAUAUGUUCGUGAUCUGAAGUUAACAUACGAAACAUUUAACCUGCACAAUCCGAGUUUUCUCGAGACGAAGGGGAUUGAUGUCGCUACGUUGUUCGGGAACAUUUUGGAAGUUAUUCAUGUUGCCGAGGAGCUAUUGGAUAUGAUUCUGAGAGCUAUGAAAGGUUGCGACGAAAGUUUGCAGACAAUUGGACCUUGUUUCGUGAAAAUGGCCGAAAAAUUGAAAAGUGUUUAUGUUAAAUAUUGUGGAAAUCAUGAAGCUGCUUUAGCUUUAUUAAAAAAGUAUGAAAAUAAUGAGGAGAUCGUGAAAGUAUUUAACAAGGGUAUUGAGACAUUACGUCGUCAGAUUGCUUGCUUUGAUAUGAGCUCCAUUCUGAUCAAGCCGGUUCAAAGAAUUUUGAAGUAUCCGCUAAUGUUAUAUGAAUUAAUAAAGUGCACAGAAGACAAUCAUCCGGAUAAACUGAGUCGACAAGGCACGUGGGAGGCUAUGACAAAUGUGGCCAGUUAUAUCAACGAGUACAAGCGGAGAAGAGAUAUCGUAUCGAAAUAUUUAGAUAAUGAUAAUACUUUAUUUAGCAAAAUGUCGAAAUUAAGUAUGCAUUCCGUGGCAAAAAUGUCGACGAGGCUGAGCACAAGAUUGUCGGCGAGUCUGGGACUGACAAAUGUUGCAAGCGAUACCGAGUUUGAGGAACUGGAGAAGCAAUUUCGAUCUACAGAGAAAUGUACGUGGCAAUUGGUCAAAGAUAUUGAGCAGUGUAUCACGUAUCUGAGUGAUGAAGCUAUGUCGGGUGAAGCGAUAGCCGAUUUGCUGGUGCAUUAUUAUCAGGGAAGUCCGACUGCCGAAGUGAAAAAGCUGCAGGAUAUAAGAUCUAUAAUUUGGUCGCAAUACAUGCAGGACUUUAAGUCGUGUAUCGAGAAAAGGGUCAGCGCCCCGUUGCAUUUUCUAGCGACGCUGUUAGAAGGGCCGGCCGUAUUGGUGGCGAAGAGGCAUGAUAAAUUGCUGGACUACGACGCUGCUAUUUCGAAGAGUGAGAAAUAUAAGGAAUCAAAAAUUGUGCAAGAAGAAUUAUUCACUGCCAAGUGUAAUUACGAAGCUCUGAAUCAACAAUUGUUGGAGGAAUUGCCUAUAUUGCUGGAUGCGGCAGCAAACAUUUUGGUUAAUUGCAUAAAUGUUUUUGCUGGCGCCCGAAAAUUACUAAGCGGCAAAAUUACCAAGCAAUAUUUAACGCUUUGCGAGACAUCACCGCAUCUAUCGUCACAAGAUGUGCUGGAAUCAUUUCUCGUGACUCAUCAUUUAAUAUGGAAUCAAAUAACACGUUUCGCGUUUGCUGGCACGAAUACCCGAAUGGACGAGAGCCAAUCGCAAUCAUGUAAUAAACAGACCGAAGACCAGAGAUCCUCGCUCAGAGAGAAAUAUACUCCGGACAAAUUAUAUGUGGUGGUCGAGGACGUUGUCAGUACAUCUACACUGGAAGUGGAUGCUGCUAGAGGUACGUUGAUCGGAGUCAUAAAGAAGCAGGAUCCGAUGGGUAAUCCGACGAGAUGGUUUGUCGACACUGGAGUCACUCAAGGAUUUUUGCCUUCUCAAAAACUGAGAUCGGUCCAGCGGCAGAGUCAGCAUCAUGACCAAAUCACAUCGGAUGUCGCUGCUGUCGGGAAAAAGAGUUCCAGCCCGCCGAAUUUAAUGUCGCUGGAUUCUCCAGAGAAAGAGAUCAAGAAGGUGGUGGCUUCGUCGCAUCUGCAGGAUUUACUUUCAUUAGAUCAAGAAACGAAAGUAAAUCACAAUUACAGCAACGUUCCCGAAAUACCAAAAGUUCAGGUGUAUCAGAAUGUACACAGCGAAUUUUACUACGCGAUGUACGAUUUUGCUGGAAACAUGCCGGGUACGUUGUCUAUUAUUAACGGCCAAGCCCUGAGACUCCUUAGACCUCACGAUGAGAAAGGAAACGAUGAAUGGUGGCUCGUGGAAAAUCGCAACGGUAAACAAGGUUACGUUCCGCAGAAUUAUUUAACCCCCAUUAAACCAAAGUCGUAACAAUGAAGCAAAAUUUAAGAUUAAGCACAAGUUUUACAUUUAUAGCCAUUACAAUUUUAUGCCAAAAUCGUGAUAAUUAACUCAAUUACCGAAUUAUAUUGAUCAUUGAUAGAAAUUAUUAACUAGUAGCGAUUUGUCAAUAUUUUAAUUUUCUUAUAAUUAUUUCUCAUAAAAAAUGCUUAUUUUUGAUAUCUUAUGUUAAUGAAGAAACAGUUUAUAGAUUUUUUAAAUCUUGUUUUAUGUUAACGAAAAAAUAUUUUAUAAAAUCUUUUUAUCUGGUCUGAUUAGCAUGGAAUCAUUAAUACUAAACCAUAUUAAUAUUGAAUUUAAAGAUCUUAAAAAGAUGAUCAAUCAAAAUAUUAUUAGAUAUUCACACCAAUCAAUACUCGAAAAUUUUCUCGAAUUAUUUUUAAAUUCCUUACUAGUACUUAGGUUUAUACAUAAUUUAUAAGUAUACAUUCUUUAAGAUUUUUACAUAUGUACUGAAUUAUUGUUGAAUUGUUAUAUGCAGAUAUAAAUGUAUUUAAUGUAAUAUAUGUAUAAAUAUGGCGAAUACGAUGCUUUAUCAGAAACAAGAUUUUUCUUGUGACGAUUGGAGCAUCAUUUUGAAUUGUACAAGCUUGAUAAUUGAUAUUAAUAAUUGAUAUUAUAGUACAGAAAAUUGCACGUUUUUGCAACACGUUCUUGCCUAACAAAAUUGUGUUUCAAUAGAUCAUUUUUGUAGCAAAUAAUACAUGCCAUAUAAAUGCCUACAAUAUGUAUACAUAUAUAUUUGUGAUAAUUGUUUUAUUUGUAUAUUGUAAUUUUACUUCAAUUACACGAUCUUUUACGUGCAAUUUUUAAUGUACAUAUAUUGUAUUUGUAUAUAAUGUUAAAUUUUUCGAAAAUUGUAUAUUAUUUCAAAUAUGAAUAUCUAGUAAAGAUAUUAAAAAUGUUAUGAAAAGAACACUGUCAUCAAGUCUUAAUUAUGACCGACUGUUAUUUUAGUUGUAGGUAGAAAUUUAUUAGACUAUUUUAUAAAUAAUCUAUUUAAAGUAAAUAAUACUUAUUAUUUUGGGAAUAAUAUACUAUUGUUGUGCCAUUCCAUUGUUCUAGAAUAAAUUAAAAGCGCAAACUAAUAAUUUUAAGAUUACUAAUAUGUGGCCUGAUUACGUGCAGGCCAAGCAUUGCAAUAUAUAUUUUAAGACAGUGCAGUUUUUUUUGGUUUCUUCUUAAUAAUAGUUUUUAUUAUUACUAUAUUUACAAUCCUUGACAGUUUGAAUGAACAUACAAGAAAUUUGAAAUAGUUCAUAGAUUAUCGAGUAUAUUGUUAUGGGGAAAGUAAAACACAAAUAUUAUUUUAAAAAAGAAAGUAAGACAUUGAUUAUAUUAUCACCGUAAUAUAAUAAUGCGUUUACUGUUACAAUCGACAGUAGAUACAAUAGUUACACGAUGCAUGAUGUGCUACAGCCCUAUAAGCUAUCGCUUAAAUUGUACGUACAUACAAUAAAAAAUAAUAUAAACGAAGGUCUAUCGGUAUACCGUUUAAAAUAAACAGAACAGUCUUUCUGAGGUACAGUAACUUGCGAUCGACACGAGUAUUAUGUCGCAAGUAAUGUCGCGAAUGAACUUACGUUAACUUACGCUAAGCAAAAGGUGAAUACUGAUCUAACGAUAAACGACGAUCAACGAGAUAUUCCGGACACGAAUGUACACGCUGAAUAAAGUGUAAUGCUCUUAUUGUGCCGGUCAAGCUGAUAAGAUUCGGAUCCGCGAUUUUGUCGCUCGUUAACAAUAAGAUUUCGCGAAACCGUCGGCAGAUAUGACGGCAAGGCCCGGGGUUAGUAUCGUGCAACCACUCGUCAUCUAAUAAUUAACGAUCGCUCGUUUCUUUUUUGACCUUGAAACCGCAAUUCACGUGCACCCCUCUCACAUACGAUUAUGCUUUAAAUACAAUCUCAAUAUAUAUUGGAUAGAAUCUUAACGAAAUAACGUACUCCUCUUACGCAAAUAUUCGCACGGUACCAUAUAAAGUCGCUUUAACGAUGUAGCGAGGUGAUCUGGAUCUCGGGAAGAAGGUUUAAUUAGGGAAUUAUCGUCAGGCGUGGCCAACGCUGAUGCAUUUAAGUUUAUAGCAUCAUUAUACGGCUGUCUCUGGAUCGAAAAACAUAUUAGGAAACUUAGGCAUAGUUAAAGGUGUCGAUAUAUCGAUUCACUAAAAUGUUCUUGCGGAUAUUCCUUUCACGCCAGAAUUCCUAAGAAAACUACAACUAGACAUGUGCUGCGAAGGAACUUGUCUUAAUUAUUUUUAAAUCAUACAAAAUGGAACCUGGGUGCAUUUACGUAAACGAUUAGAGAGAUUAUUUUCUAAAUUCGCCUCGCAAAGGAGCAACUAUGUGAAUCUUUGUGCAGGGCAUGCAUUCCUAUAGCUUUGCAGACACGCUAGCUUAUUCACUGAGUUCUGGGAUUACCUCGCUAUUGCGAAAACAUCUCACUUUAUGGUAGGACAGAUAUUUAUUACAGUUCGACAUUCCUUAUCUUAACCAGGGAACUUAUUCUAGGCGCUCGAAACAGGCGCGCAUCCAGUCGAUUAUUAUUCCUGAAUUGACAUUAAAUAUACACGUUUGAUCCUGCGCUGCAACAUCACUGCAGUAUAUGCAUUGAAGUGUGCUCGUAAAUAUCGGACUUGUUACUGGAUUUUGUAGCGGUACGUUUUGUACUGCGCCAGCGGUAUACCUUCAUCGGUGUCGAUUUAAUUAUCGAGGAACAUGUAACAAUUAUAGUUGACUCCACAUAUCUUGGAUAAUUAAAAGAGACAUCAAUUUGUCGCCACUAUUGUCGCGAGCAAAGUUUCUCGAUAAUUAAAACAAAUAACAGUAAACGCCGUAAAAACUACCGCUUGAAAUAAUUGUGUGCUCAACAAGGUCGCUCAUUAUGCAAUUAUCGUGAAUCACUGUUUUAAUCCUAAAACCUUCUAAUCAUAUCGAAUUUGUUGUAAUAAAUCUGUAUUCUUGUCAUGUUUAUAUACAUUCAACAUGGUUGUUUAACAAUAUUUUACACAUUUGAUAUAAUUAAACAAAGAUCGUUUAAAAUCGCAUUCCAAAUGUUUGAAUACAGACUUUUUUUCGAACGUUCUGCUCGAAUACUCAACAGUGAUAUCAAUAAAGUGCCUUGUAGGAAAAAAUCUUCAAUAUUUCAUCUAUUUUCAGCAAAAAUAUUAUAGCUUUAAUCCUUCUCGUACUUUCAGCAUUUCUACAGAUACCAGCAACUUGAAAUAGUCAUUAUUAGCUACGGUUAAAGUAUAUAGUUAAUACAAUUAUUUGAAGUCGUCUUUCCCUUUCUAAUCCUCUUAUCACUAUUUCUAGGCACCAACGACUUUAAGUACCCGUAUUAGCUACAAUA
Wasmannia auropunctata (little fire ant) is the source of this 7086-nucleotide messenger RNA. Its product is annotated as dynamin-binding protein-like. Gene Ontology annotation, cellular component: cytoplasm. Gene Ontology annotation, biological process: intracellular signal transduction. The record is from RefSeq and is a predicted model, not a curated record. Gene Ontology annotation, molecular function: protein binding; guanyl-nucleotide exchange factor activity. The coding region runs from base 106 to 3705 and encodes 1199 amino acids. Lineage: Eukaryota; Metazoa; Arthropoda; Insecta; Hymenoptera; Formicidae. The transcript has 9 exons.